CCCGGCAGCGUGGGGAAAAAGGAUAACGAUCGCAGCACAAGGGAUCGCACAUGUUAUGGUCCCCAGUGUUGGGACCAUAAAACUGAACGAAGAAACAAAUCUUGAAACGGUGCAAAAGCUCAUCAAAGUAGACGCCGUUGUAGACGGUGGGUUGGAAAAAGCGAGCGCAUAGAAACGGCUCACUUAUGGGAUCGGCCUACACAUACACACACACACGCUCUCACUCAUACACCCACAGACGGGUGAUGCAGACCGAGACUCGGGGGACAAAUUUGCCAUUUUACCACAGAAACCUUGUUGAAGAAGCAAUAAUUUACUUGACACCAACAGCCAAACGAGCGUCCUUCUCCUGCAGGGUGUAAGCAGCACGACGACAACGGCGCAGCAACGUUUCCGGGCGUACGCUCGCCUUGCUUUGUUCGUUGUGAACGUUUGAGAAGACAAAUCGUGUAGCGCUUUGUUCCGCAACGGUAGCUUCGGGGCCCUCGAGGCUAAUGCUUUUCAUCAAACGGGGAAAUUUACCAUCAGUACACACUUCAUUUCCGAUGGCACAUUGCCGAUGCCUUUGAAGGUGGUUUUUUCCUCUUUAAAGGUCUAUAUGUACCUUUGGCUGGGUCAUGUUGAAACAUAAGCUUUAGAUUUAUCAAAGAGCCUUGUACCGAGCAUGUAAAAAGGUGUUGCUGUUUUGCCUGUUAUUGUGUAAUGUUCUUUACGUUCCAUACAUUUGAACGACUUUAACGACUUUUACACCCUCUCUAACCGCAACCAAAACCGUCUGGAGUGUUCGCAUUUGUUUGUUGUAUUUGAAAAAAAAGUUUCGUGAAUCGUAUAAUAAAUCCCCUCAUUAGCCCCCAGAAGAAAUUCGAUCAAUUGUGUUGUGUGUCUAACGGCUGAUCGUUUUGUGCAUGAGUGUGUAUGGUUCAAAAUUUGUUCAUCUCUAACCCGGCGGUGUGUAUCGACGGCUGGCACACCGAGGGAAUAUCAUCAAACAACAACCGCUCAUCCACCAACAACGAGGGAAACGUCAGUCCACGUCAUCGAUUGUCCCACUCAUCCCUCAUCGCGGAAACGGUCGUAACUGUCGCGCGUUAUUCGUUAAGCUCGCUUUAGAAGUCGGUGCAUGCAAUGUAAACGUGUAAACUGUCCUACGGUAUAACAGUCACAGUGUAUGCUACUUCUAUGUUGCACAUGAAAGAACUAAUCGUUACAAAAGCUCCCUUUUGUCCCACAUAUAGUAUACUCCGUCCUAACUAAAAAGAAGGACUGAUUUGGGUGAUUGUGAUUCGAACGAUGUGAUUAGAUUGCUGUAAUUUUAAAACAGAAAACUGUGAUUCUUUUUUCGUAUUUGUGACACACACAAAACACACACCAAUAUUACCCCUCCACAAAUGUAUCCAUGCCCUGAACGCUUCACUUCCUCGUGCAAUUAAUUGAAAGCUUUCCACCCCCCACCCAAAAAUACAACAAAAAAAACAACAACACUAAACCAAAGAAAACAAAACCCUCCCAACAUGGCGGGCGAUUCCAACUCGAGCGACGAGGAGCUGCAGCAGCUGGCCCAAGCGCUCGAGCGAGGGCCGGCCAAGUGCCACGAGUGUUACGGGGACUGUGUCGACUGCGUGCCGGACUGCUGCAAGGAUACGACCGUGCACAAGUGCCACCUCGAGGGUGGCCCGGGCCGGUUCCAAACCGGCAAGAAUCUGCUCACCCGUGCGCUGCGCUACCCGCCCGGUACCGCCACCAGGAAGUGUGUGCUGACGCUGGACGGCUAUUCCUACGUAAUUGUCGCCAGCUCACCGGAGAACAAGUUUACCAAAGAUGAUAUAACGCUCGCCGGUGCUGGCCAGGGGCGCGAACAGUUGUCCUGCUGCGAUCCGGCCACCUGCCCAGGCGGUCCAACAACCAGCUACGGAUCGUGCGGAUCCACCGGACCGAUCGCAUCGGCCGGUACUACCGUACCCACAAUCACACCGUUAGCCGGGGGCAGCAGUAGUGGUACAGCACUGUCCCACACGCAACAGCAAUCAACGACGAGUCAGCAGCAGCAGCAACAACAACAAUCCGCUGGCAGCUGUUAUCCGUGCCAUCAUCACUUUCACCACCACCACCAUCAUCACCAUUGUCAUCAGCCGGUGCGAGCGGAUUGCCAUUCGCGCAACGGACAGAUAGCAAAGCAAGGAAGUCUUACAAUCGUACGGCGAACCAAUAGUAGAAAAAACACAAACAUCCAGCAGCAGCUCCAGUAUCAGGAAGCGCUAGACGAAUCAGAGUACCAGCAGCAGCCACCAUACGGUAACGAUUCCUACGCUGAAGGUAGUGGUGGUGGAAGAGGAGGAGGAGGAGGCGGAGGAGGAGGAGGGGGAGGCGAAGGUGGCGAAGGUGGCGGUGCCGGUGCCAGUUCGGAGGCCGAGUACGGUCAGCACCAUCCGCCCCUGUCCGAGUCGGAGCUCGCCUUCGUCAACAGCCAGCUAAGUCGGGAGCUCGAGAGCAUGCAACCGACGUCCGGGACCGUGAGUGUCGUCGCGAACCGUACCGAAUCGACGACCGGGGAUGAGCUGGACAAUGUGGACCUAGCAACGGACAACCUGCCGGCUGUCGAUACACCAGAUGCAUGUGAUAAAGCCGCAGUCAGACUACGAUGUCUGCUGCGGCAGCUGCAGCGCGGCGAAAUUUCCGCCGAGCUGCUGCAGAAAAACCUUCAUUACGCCGCGCGCGUACUUGAAGCCGUUUUUAUCGACGAGACAAAUCAAGAUGGUGGUGCCGGAGGAGGAGGAGGAGGUGGCAGCGGUGGUGGUGGUGGCGGUGCUACUGGUGGCGGUAGUGCAGGAGGCACUGGUUGUAGUGGCUCCGCGGCAGCGCACGGCAACGCAAGCAGCAAGGAGCCGCACCGGGGGGCGACAACGUCCGCGCCACCGACGCACGGUGGUCCGACGGGACCGCCGGCCAGCAAGGGGGUCAUACAGAGGCGACGCUUGCGGGCUCCAGUGUGGGCUCGGUCCAUGCGCCUGGCGGACGAAGAUGACGAACUAUCCGAGGUGCAGCCGGAUGCGGUACCGCCCGAGGUGCGCGAAUGGUUGGCAUCCACCUUCACCCGGCAGCUGGCGACGACGCGAAAGAAGUCGGACGAGAAGCCCAAGUUCCGCUCGGUGGCGCACGCCAUCCGGGCCGGCAUCUUCGUCGAUCGGAUCUAUCGGCGCGUCUCCAGCACCGCGCUGAUGCAAUUUCCGCCCGAAGUCGUACGCGUGCUAAAGACCCUCGACGACUGGUCGUUCGAUGUGUUCGCGCUGGCGGAGGCCGGCAACUGCCAGCCGGUCAAGUAUCUCGGGUACGAUCUGCUGAACCGGUACGGCAUGAUACACAAGUUCAAGGUGCCGCCCGCCACGCUCGAAACCUUUCUGACGCGCAUCGAGGAGGGCUACUGCCGGUUCCGCAACCCGUACCACAACAACCUGCACGCCGCCGACGUCGCACAAACCGUACACCACGUGCUCUGCCAGACCGGGCUGAUGCACUGGCUGACCGAUCUGGAGAUCUUCGCCACGCUGCUGGCAGCGCUGAUCCACGACUACGAGCACACGGGGACGACCAACAACUUCCACGUGAUGUCCGGCUCGGACACGGCGAUGCUGUACAACGAUCGGGCCGUGCUCGAGAACCACCACAUCAGUGCGGCGUUCCGCGUGCUCAAGGAGGACGACUGCAACGUGCUGCAGAAUCUGUCGCGGGACGAGUUCCGCGAGCUGCGCACGCUCAUCAUCGACAUGGUGCUCGCGACCGACAUGUCCUUCCACUUUCAGCAGCUGAAGAACAUGCGCAACCUGCUGACGCUGGCCGAACCGCAGGUGGACAAAUCGAAAGCCCUGUCGCUGGUGCUGCACUGUUGUGAUAUUUCGCACCCGGCCAAGCGGUGGGACAUCCACCACAAGUGGACGAUGCUGCUGCUGGAGGAGUUCUUCCGCCAGGGCGACCUGGAGCGGGAGCUCGGCCUCCCGUUCAGCCCGCUGUGCGACCGGAACAACACGCUCGUGGCCGAAUCGCAGAUCGGCUUUAUCGAAUUUAUCGUCGAGCCGAGCAUGACCGUCUGUGCGGACAUGCUCGAGAUUGUGCUGGCACCGAUCGCACCGAUCGCUUGCAAUGCAUCAUCGUCGAGCGGUGGGGCAGCAGCCUCAGCCGGUGCUGGGGGAAAUAGUGCGACCAACAACACGUCUAGUAGUAAUAGUAGCAACAGCAACAACAAUAAUAAUAAUAAUAACAACAAUAAUAAUCUUAAUAGUAAUACCAACGUCAACAAUAACAGUAGCAUUAAAAGUACUACCAAUACUCUUAGCGUACCGAGCAACAAUACGAACAACAAUGAAGCAAUAAGUAGUGGAACGGAGGGCGGCACCAAGGACGCCACCCCGUCCUCCGCCCCGAGCAGUGCCGGUGGCAGCGCCACGGCCAAGAACGGCAGUGCGGAUCCGAGCGAGAAGCCGAACCGCUUCAAGAUACGCAAACCCUGGACGACCUGUUUGGCCGAGAACAAGAAAAUUUGGAAGGAACAAGCCGUCCGUGAUGCGGAAGCAAGAGCAGCAGCUGCUGCAGCAGAGGCCGCUGCAGCUGCAGCGGCAGCGGCGGCCGAGGCAAACGAGCAAGCGCCGGCAGAGGAGGAGGAAGCAAAAGCGGAUGCUGCAGAGGACACAAACUAAGCUGGACACUAGAACGCAUUAUUGGUGGCCCAGGUAAUGGCGGCACAUUUUGGGUUGAUGUGAUGAUGAAGAAGAAGAAGAACAAGAAGAAGAAGAAGAGAAUGAUAAUGAUGUAGAAGAGCAGUGUAAGAAGGAAUAGUUUAAGCGAAAACUAUCAACACUAAUCCACAAAAAACCCGAGGAAUUAGAUGGAAAACAAUGCAAAAAGAGGGAGGAAAAGUCAAAAGAGUAAAUAGAAAAAGGGUAGAAAAUAAAAAAAAAAAGCAAAACUACAAGUACACACAGAUGAUAGUAAAAUUAAAUAAAUAAAAUAAAAAAAACUUUAUUAAGCAUGUAAAAAAUGGAAAAUGGCGCGUUCUAUCUAGGUGAGAAAAUGGAAAAUGGAAAGGCGCAGCGGCAUGGGGCAAGCGGAUAGUCCAUUUAUUGGUACGAAAUAAAGCGCAUAAACCAUCGCAAACCGUAAUUGUGUUAGUUGUACACCUCGUAGCAAAACACCUCUGAAACACCGCACAGUUUAAGCCCGACGACGAUCGAAGCCAAUCAAUGCAGUCUGUAUGUCUGACUGUGUGUGUACGCAAACAGGAGUUGAGAUGCAUGAAAAGUAUAAAAAGGAGCAUUCAAAUAGGACUCGCAUAACGCAAAAAAGGAAAGUGUUUAAUAAGUACCACAAAAGCGACAAAGAGAGAAAGAGAAAAAGAGGUAGAGAGAGAGAGAGAGAGAUUAAGGCAAACAAUCAGCAAUCAGAAAUAGAACGAAAACAUAUUUACAACAACAAAUUAAAAAAAAGCUCUAUUUCUACAUGCAUAAUGCUAUCAAACGCUACCGCAUAACACACACCCUACACAAACCUAUGGACAUUAAUACACGCGUACACACAAGUACACCUAAUUAUAAUUAGUGAGAUAAAAGGCGAAAGAUGGCACGACAGACAGCUCACAAAAACACAUUCAACGCACCAGUGUCGAAGACUAUAGGGCAGCAGUUGAAGAAAACAAGUAGAGACAAGCCGGCACACAUUGACGUGUUUGCAAUUGCAAUAGAAUCAGCAACUAAAAUCACGAAAGAGUUCAAUCCUGUCGUCCAAACAACCCGCUAGUAGGGUGAAAAGCUGUAGCAAAACAAACACAAAUAAAACAUAAAUACUA
Molecule: messenger RNA, 5833 nt
Organism: Anopheles coluzzii
Lineage: Eukaryota; Metazoa; Arthropoda; Insecta; Diptera; Culicidae
Product: dual specificity calcium/calmodulin-dependent 3',5'-cyclic nucleotide phosphodiesterase 1-like
Exons: 8
Coding region: 1512-4688 (1058 amino acids)
Biological process (GO): signal transduction
Molecular function (GO): 3',5'-cyclic-AMP phosphodiesterase activity
Source: RefSeq, a predicted model, not a curated record